AUGAGCAUCAAACUGAUGAAGCAGCGUUGGCUCUCAGAAGUUCAUGAUGUGAAUACAGAAGGUCAUGAGGGUAGAUCACCAAUCGACCAGAAAGAUGGAAGUAUUGAUGAACAUCUGGAUAUUUCUACGAGUGUGGUGGAUAUGGAACUAGUUGACGAUUGCACGAGUGCGACGAGUGAGGAAGAUGGAAGAAAAAAUGGUGAUGAGGAAUUGAUAUUGAUGAGUGAGACAAGUCGAACUGAGGAAACUAGCAAAAGAGAGGAGGAGAGGAAGGCCGAGAGUAAGGUAACGAGCCGGGAAGAUGAAGUGGACAAACCUCGUGCUCCACCACCUUAUAUUGUCGUCGAUGAAAAUGUGGUUCUGUGUGAUGAGAAUCUUGUUAAAGAAGCUGCGGUGGUGCGUUGUUUGUGUGAACCAACCGAAGAAGAAUUAUCGUCAGGAAGUGGCUGUGAUGAGAACUGCAUCAACAGAAUGUUAUACACAGAAUGUGGUUCACGUUGUCCGAGUGGUGCACGCUGUUCAAAUCGUCGUUUCCAUAACAAAGAAUAUGCUAAGGUGGAAGUGUUCUAUGCUGGUGUCAAGGGAUGGGGUCUUCGUGCUUGCGAAACAUUAGAACCUGGUCGCUUCAUUAUCGAAUACGUCGGUGAGGUAAUUAGCGCCGAAGAGAUGCGACGUCGUGGGCGAAGGUAUGGAAGGGAUCCGAAGCAUGUACAUCAUUAUUUAAUGGCACUCAAGAACGGAGCGGUUAUCGAUGCCACUGUUCGAGGCAAUAUUUCACGUUUCAUAAAUCAUUCAUGUGACCCAAACUGUCGCAGUGAGAAGUGGACAGUUGAUCGACGUCUUCGUAUUGGAUUCUUUGCGAUUAAGAGAAUUGCGGUUGGAGAAGAGCUGGUAUUCGACUAUCAGCUAGAGUUAUAUGGUCGAAAAGCUCAGCGUUGUUUUUGUGGUGCGCCGAAUUGUCGGGGCUUGAUUGGGGGUGGUGAAUCAGAGAGCGAUACUGAAGGACAAGGUCAGCAACAACAAGAUGAGAUGGAGUUGGAGGAAAGUGAAAGUGAGGAAGAACCACUGAUUGAGGAAAAGAAAAUGGUGGUGACCAAGAAUAGGAAGAAAGCCAUUUCGAGAAGACGAACCAAGAAGACCACUUCCUACAAGAACACUCCAAACAAAGAGGUUAACAUUUUGUGCGAUGCUUUUCUAUGCGCAAUAAGUAAAAUGCUUUCCCGCGGUGCACCGAGGAAUCGAAAGCAUGUUAAGGAAUUAGUACAAUUGAUGAUUCAAGUUGAACAGGCUGAUCAGCGUUGUGAACUUCUGAGAUGCUUUGACACGGCUAGUAGCGAUAUCUUGCGUCUUUUCAUGGAAGAAUGUGGCUUGCGUCUUCUCUACAUAUUUCUUGCUAGUGAUUAUCCAGUUGAUGAUCAACGUACUUCAUUAGGUUUAUAUGUCAAAACACUCGAUCUACUUAAUUUAAUGCCAAUUACUACGCGUAAUCAGGUUGUUGAUAGCCAUCUUAUUGCCACACUUGCCAGACUUAUCCUCAAGGAGGGUCCAAUUGAUGCGGAAGUGGCCAAGAAAGUGCAUGAUUUGGUUGAUGCAAUAUGUCCUAAUAUGGCUGAUUCGUCAGCAUCUCCCUCAUUGAUUACGGAUGUUGAUCUCGAAAGAUUACACUAUCAGAUGCUUCAUAAAGCCAGUUUUUUACUGCUCAAGUGGAAACAUCUACGUGAAGAGUUUCGUAUACCGCGUAGAGAACGCAGCAAUACACCGAUGUCGGAGCUGGAUCGAAAUGAUGACGAUGAUAAGAUGUUACGUCGCUCGGUAAUUCCCGAGAAGAAAAUAGAAGUAUUGUCGUUUAAAAAUCAUCGUAUUCUCGUACCACGUAACAGCGGUAAUUUCGCUAAGCGAAUAAUACCAAAGAAAAAACGUUCUAUGACAUCUCCCACAUGUGCUAGUGAAUCGGGUGCACCAACAAUACGACGUUCGCGAUUCGAUAUUGUUGGUGAAGAUUUGCAAGAGGGCUGCUUUUUUGGACCCGGAGCACCCAUCUUUGACGGGUCAAUGCAGGGCCAAGCUUGUCCUCCUCCACCAAUGCUAUUACCCGAAUCGAUGUUCUCAGCUGGUUUCACUGAUUUCAAUGGCUUUCCAACAAUACCGAUACCUUUUGGUUGGAAUAGUAAUUCUUAUGCAAAUGGAUAUGAUCCGUUUGGAUAUCCACCUUUUAUGCCUUUCUAUGAUCAACAACCGAUGCAAAAUGCACAAAAUACCUCUCCUUCUGUGGCUGAAACGUUGAAUAUACUGGAUGCACCAUCACCUCCUCCCGAACCCAAGCCUAACACCAUAACACUUGGACCGUUCAAUAUUGACAACCCAACUGAUGAAGAUAUUGAAACACUCGAGAAGCAAUUGGCAAUGAUGAAGGAGAAACGCGCAGCAAUCAAGAAGAAAGAAGCUGAGCAAGAGGUUAACACUGUCCCUCCACCACCGCCUCCAGAUCCGAAUAACAAGAAAUCAAAAUGGAUACAAGCAACCACAGAGGAAGGGACUGUUUAUUAUUACCAUAAGGAAACAAGGGAAACAGUUUGGCAUUUACCCGAAGAAGGGGAUGAGGCAGCAGAUACAACAUCCGAUCAUAACGAUCCGCGUGCCAUUUUCAAGGCACUUAUCGCCAAACAUGUCGCUGGUAUCCUUGAACCAAUUCGCAAGACAAAAUUCUCAUCCGCCGAUGACUAUAAAUAUGUUCUCAGAAAGUUAACUCAUACAGUUUUGGAGAAAGAGUCAAAGCGAGUGGGGAGUGCAGACUUGAAAGUGACCGAAUCUGUAAAAGAGAAGGCACGUCGGUAUGUCACCGAGUACAUCGAGCGUUUAGGUGAAGGGCAGUAUUCGAGGAGGAAUAAACAGCACAACACAUAUUAG
Anisakis simplex (herring worm) is the source of this 2907-nucleotide messenger RNA. Lineage: Eukaryota; Metazoa; Nematoda; Chromadorea; Rhabditida; Anisakidae. The record is from the annotation of a GenBank genome assembly.